GCCGUCCGGCCGGGCUGUGGCGGGGAAAUGGCGGCGCCGGAGGGCGGCUCUGCCGCGAUGCCCGCGGCUUGUCCCGCUCCGCCUGGUCCCUCGGCUCCCGGCUCCUGGAGCCGCUCCCUGGACCGAGCCCUGGAAGAAGCGGCGGUCAGCGGGACCCUCAGUUUGAGCGGCAGGAAGCUCCGGGACUAUCCGCGGGCCAGCGCCGCCAACCACGAUCUCAGCGACACCACCCAGGCUGACUUGUCACGGAACAGACUGUCGGAGCUUCCAGCAGAAGCCUGCCACUUCGUCUCCCUCGAGACUCUUAAUCUGUACCAGAACUGCAUUCGAUAUAUCCCAGAGGCUGUUUUGAACUUACAGUCUCUAACAUUUCUAAAUAUCAGUCGAAACCAGCUUUCAACAUUGCCAGUACACCUCUGUAGUCUACCACUAAAAGUUUUGAUAGCAAGUAAUAAUAAGCUGGUUUCAAUACCUGAAGAAAUUGGACAGCUCAGACAGCUGACAGAGCUUGAUGUGAGCUGUAAUGAAAUACAGACAAUACCUCCACAGAUUGGCAAUUUGGAGUCCUUGCGAGACCUAAAUGUCAGAAGAAAUAAUUUGGUGCGUUUACCUGAAGAGCUUGCUGAAUUGCCUUUGAUUCGAUUAGAUUUCUCCUGCAAUAAAAUAACAACAAUACCAGUUUGUUAUAGGAACCUCAGACAUCUUCAGACCAUCAUGUUAGAAAACAACCCUCUCCAGUCCCCCCCUGCACAGAUAUGUAUAAAAGGAAAAAUUCAUAUAUUUAAAUACCUGAACAUAGAAGCAUGCAAGAUAGCUCCAGACUUGCCUGAUUAUGAUAGGAGACCCAUGGGAUUUGGAUCAUGCCACGAGGAGCUCUAUUCCAGUCGUCCAUAUGGCGCACUCGAUUCUGGCUUCAAUAGUGUGGACAGCGGAGACAAAAGAUGGUCAGGGAAUGAACCAACAGAUGAGUUCUCAGAUCUCCCAUUACGUGUGGCAGAGUUCACCAAAGAGCAGAGACUGAGAAGAGAAAGUCAGUACCAAGAAAACAGAGGGAGUGCAGUUGUAAUUAAUGGUGGAGUGGAACACGAUCUCGAUCAGAUCGACUACAUUGACAGCUGUGCCACGGAGGAGGAGGAGGAGGAGGUGAGGCAGCCCAAGUGCCAGGACUCAGACAGCCUCAGCUCCCAGUUCAUGGCAUACAUCGACCAGCGGCGCAUCUCCAAUGAGAGCUCACCAGUAAAGCCUGUAUCCAUCAGAGAAUUUCAGAGAACAGAGAAUACAAGACAACAUUUACACCAAAACAGGGAUACAGAUGAAUUACGAAGACCUGAAACUCUAAAUUUGAUGCCCGACAGAGAGCAUCACCCAGUGCUAAGGAGUUAUGUGGACAGGACAGAGAGACCCCUGCCUGAUUCACCUUAUUUUCUCUCGCUGUCAAGUCACCACACCCAGGUGCCCAGCACGGAGUCGGAGCUGCAGCGCCGGCACAUCGAGCGCACGCGGCGGGAGGCACAGCUGGCAGCCCUCCAGUACGAGGAGGAGAGGAUGAGAACGAAGCAGAUUCAGAGAGAAGCUGUCCUUGACUUUGUUAAGCAAAAAGCCUCCUUAAGUCCUCAGAAACAAAGUCCAAUGGAUAGUGAGUGUCCCUUUCCAUCCAGAAGGUCUCAGCAUACUGAUGAUAGUGCCUUGUUAGUGAAUGGCUUUGAGCCUCUCUUUGUGUUUGAGAUUGACAAUAACACCAAUACCAUUAAAAGGAGGCCAGGCACUCACAAACAGUCACUCUCAGGGUUGAACCAAGAAAGCUGUGCUACUACCCUGCCUAGUGCCUCUACCUUCAGUCCUGUCAAGAGUGAUGACAGAUCUACCAUCUCCCCUGGCUCACCUUCUGCUCAGACAGUCCACCUUUCCCCUCCAUAUCCUGGCCAUGCAGCCCCGCCUUCCUAUAGAAACCCUUCCCAGCGACCUGAGAGUUUCCUUUUCCGAACAGCUGUCAGGGAUGGAGCCAAGAAAGCUGUUUCUUCAUCCUCUACCUGUGCCUUGUCUCCUGCUAAUGAUUCUGCAGACCCUCGAGUGAGACAAAACUCCAAACAGCGGGAGGAGGAGCUGGAGCUGAUAGAGCAACUACGCAAGAACAUCGAGUCGCGGCUGAAGGUGUCACUGCCCAGCGACCUCGGGGCGGCUCUCACCGACGGCGUCGUCCUGUGCCACUUGGCCAACCACGUGCGGCCCCGCUCUGUCCCCAGCAUCCACGUGCCCUCGCCUGCCGUUCCUAAACUUACAAUGGCAAAAUGCAGACGAAACGUGGAGAAUUUCUUAGAAGCUUGCAGACGGAUUGGAGUGCCUCAGGACAAUCUUUGUUCCCCUUCUGACAUUCUCCAGCUAAACCUCAGCGUUAAAAGAACAGUUGAGACUCUUCUUUCCCUGGGGACAGAUUCAGAAGAAUCCAGUCUUGUGUCCCUUUCCGUUCAGCUCUGGGGCUUUGUGGUGUUUUACUGUACUCUAAUGCUAACGCUCUGUAUGUUCUAUCGCUGGGUCUUUUUUCUCUAGUGAAGGAUAGUGGUGCUGCUUCCUCCCUCCAUCACUCCAGUGCUUGGGAACAGAUUCUGGGCUUUGCCAAGACUGUGUGUAUGAAGUGCUUUGUUUCCCACGGAUGGGACAGAGGUGACAAGUACAAUGUACAAACACGUUGGUGCACCCACAUCACCAUCCAUGACCCAAUUCCCAUUUGUAUUUGCUGUGUCACGUUGAGCAGAUGAAAUGCUUUCCAAGGGAGGAGGUGCUGUCCCUGGGCUCCAGCGAGGGCUGAGGUCAGGACAUGUGGUGCAUGCUGUAGUCUGCUGACCAGUGGUGUAGUGAAAACUGCAGUGUCAGUUUGUGCCUCUGUUCCCCCAUCUGUAUAAUGGGAAAUGCAACCAAUUUGGUAAAUUGCUUGAGGAUUAUCUGAUGAAAAAUGUUAAACAAUGUGAGUAUUUUUUUCAAUGUCAAUAUUCUUGAUGUGAUCUCACAGUCUGAGGAGAUAUGGUCUGGUGUCAUCCACAGAACUUCCUAACUGCUUGGGUUUUGACCCCCAGUCCUUAUCUUGCUCCUAAGAGCAUUUGAUUUCUCAAAUUUAUAGACUCUGUUGUAUUACUUGGAGUCAGGAUUUUUAAAACAACUGUUAAUGAAUCCUGAGCUACUUGAACUUUAUAACAGUUCAAGCAGAAACAUUUCAGAGAAAUUAAGCUCUUCAACAGCUUUAAGAGAAAAUUUUUCUAGCACAGAAAGAAAAAUCUUUAUGAUCCUGUCAGGUGCUACAGAAUGUCAUGGAUAAGACUUACCAAAAACUUGUUGAAUUGUCCCUUGAUCUUGGGCACUCCAACCCAAGCUUGUUCCGUGCUUAUUCCCUUCUUCCUCUUAUACUGUUGUUUUCAGAAACACUUGUAUCAUGCAGUUGCACAAGCAAAAGGCCCAGCUGCACAAGCACUCUUCACUGUUUUACAAAACUCAGGUAGUCUUCCAUAAAGCUUCACAGCCUUUCCCUCCCUGGGGAAAGCAUCCUGGUGCUUUAAUGCUUUAAUGUCUCAGGGACACCUCAGAACUUCAGGGCACUCCCCAUGUGUGUAACAGACCGUGUCUCCUCAGAGUGGAGAUCCAUUCAGGGAGCUCUGCUCAGAGACCAGAGACAGGUAAGUGUUCAGGAAAUGGCUGUUCCAAAUGUGUCUUCAAUAAGUUUUGUUAUAUCUGCAACUGCAGUAAAUAGCUUGGAAGCCCAGUGCAAGUGGUGUUGGUAUUCCAGCCAUAUCCUGGACCACCUCUGAAGCACAGUUUAAGGUACACAGGAGUUCAGUUGCAAAUGUGGUCACUACCAAUAAAAAUGUUUCUGUGUAUAUGGAUCUCACAAGCUCUUGUAUCGUGAAGUGAGUUUUUAUCAAAGGAGCAAGUAAGAGCUGCUGCCUUCUGUCCAAGUGACACACUGUUCUGUCCAAGCCAAAAAUCACUGAGUAAAGAAGGGACUUUUGACAGGGGUAGAUUGCUUUACUUUUAAGUAAGCUAUUUUUGCACUGCUUACUGGUAUGAACUAAAAUGAACUCACUUCCUGUGUUUUUUAACUUCUAAUGAACACUGUGAUAAAAGCUGCAAGGGGUUUUACACUAACAGUGCCUUCCAGUUUUGAAAUUUUGUUUGUCAUUACUGUCUGUGAUAUGGAGUCAUUCCAAAGCUUUUCCCCCUUAUCUGUUUGCAUACAUAAGAAAAAGAUAAGGCAUAUUUACUCAAGUUUACAAAUAUUUUCUCAAAAAGCACACUUUUUUCAAAGUAAUAUACAUUUGCUGGAAGAAAAAUGAAUUUUAGCCUGAGCAUAUGGCUUUCUAUGAGAAUUGGAGUUGGGGUUUUCUGUCUUGUUUUCUCUCUGCUCAGAGCUUUGAGGGAGGAGUGUUGGCUGCCACUGUUUGUACUGAAGGAUUUCUUUAACCUCAAAAAUCAGUAAAGACUCAAUGAGUAGAGAAAUGCCAGUUGAUGUGAAAAUGACACAUGAAAAACAGCCUCUAGCUCUAUAGGAAGGACACACUUGGGUUGUUUUCUGCGGAUACAGAGAACUGUUGGACAUGUACCCUGUCUGUUGUGGAGUGAGGAUGGCCAGGAGGUGCCAAGGACUUCUGUAGGAUGAGGCUUUAAAUACAUCUUAGACUGAGAAUAGCACAACUGUUAAUAAACACUUUGAAACCUCUUUUUGGAUGUUGUGUAUUACUGUUACUCCUCAGGAUGAUUUUGGGGGCCACCCGCUAAGCAGGGGCACUUUGGGGAGGUGAGUGAGUGGUAGUGACUCAUUCCCUGCUCCCCAGCAGGGCUUCCCUCGUGGCUGUAGCUGAACAGGCUUGUCCCAGGAGGACUCUCCAAAAGGUGUGAUUUGGGAAGGAAGCUGUGGUUCCUCUCCUGCUCUGUUAUAGCACAUUGGUCAUAUUGAAGCAACCCCCUCCUCAAAUUCAUCUACCUUGGUUAUUUCAUAAACUGCUGCCAUCUCCGUGUGGGCAGAGAUGGAGAACAAUUUGCUAUUCCCCCUUUCUCCCAUGAUCCCUUUUCAAAUUCUUAUUUAUACCAUUUUCUAUUAAAAGAACACAAGAGAUUAGCCCAAGGCUAUCUUUCUUGAGUAGUCAAGGUCAUGGUUCCUUUGUCACAAGCAGAAAUCUCAUGUCCUACCCCUAUGUUUGUGUGCUGCCUGUCCAUAACAUUUCAUAUUUUAGUCACCUUUUGCUUAAUUUUUUUUUUCUUUUCAGUUGAGUGGUUUUCAUCCAUUUUGUUUUUGUCUUUGUUUUGUUCCCCAUUCAGGAGCAAUUAUGUUUGCCUCUGCAUAUUUUAGAAGAGAAGGGUUUGACACAGGUAGCUGUGACUGUCCAGGCGCUCCUGGAGCUGGCACCCCCAAAGCAGCAGCCACUUCACCACUUGUCUGCUGUGUAAAGACCUCCGGGACCUUUUGGGUUACCUUGGCUAAGCAGAAGGACCUGAAGACUUUACUGCCCAUGCAGUGCAUCCAAACACACAGAGCUCUGUUCUAAGGAAAUGAGUUCCCGUGAUUCCUGACAGGAAUGUUUUACUUCAUUUCUCCAUUUUUUUUGGAGAUAACAACAGUUUCCAGAAACAUUUUUAUUACCAAUAUUUUUGCCCCUUAUUUAAAAAAUGAGAGUUCACUGGGAGGAGGGCAGGGAAUGCUAGUGGCUGUCUGUUGGAGCCAGCUGUAGAAAUGGACCCUGCAGGAUGAAGAAAUGGGUUUAGAGUCUGGAAAGCAAUUCCUAGGGGAAUUUGUAAAAAAAGGGUGUUGCUGCAGUGGGCACACAGGGAAUUAAAUUUCUUUCCUUACCCACAGGGUGCAAAGAAAUGGAUUUUCUUUGCCUCCAAAGAAUGGCUAUUUCUAUUAUAAUAUUUUUUUUAUUGCAUCACACAAUCUUAACCUGCAGGGUUUGAUAACAGGGUCAAACCUCACACAGGUGUCACUUGCCUUGGCAAGUCCUCAUUACUAAAAGUUGAAGAGAAAAACCACUUUUCCCAAUGGAAAAAUUACUGCAUGUUUUCUCUGCCAGAAACACCUUAGUAAAAGAUACUGAGAUCUGUUCAAGUGGGAUUAAUCCCAUCAGCGUUUUUGCUGGGUUCACUUUCUGUUUGGGUUUUAACAUGUCUUUAUCUGAACACUUUUCAAACAGCAGUGGAGGGAGAUUGCCCCUGUCCUCACAUCCCCUCCUGGUGGUUUUGUGGGAUCACCAAAUCCCUGCAUUUCCCUGCAGUGGGAGCAGUGUCAGCCUGCCCUGCUGGUCAUUAGAAACCCUACCAGCUAACAGAUUUAUGAGGGGCUGAAGUAUCCCCUGCAGGCACAGAAUGGAUCAUGUUAAAAGCACAGUUCUCAAGUUCCCCAAGUGGGCUGGGUGUUGCCAGAGCAGCAUCUGUGCCAAGGCAGCUCUGAAGGGUUAGACAAGGCUUUCAAUAAUGCCCUUUAUUAGUUGGAGUUUAUAUAGAGAGAUGUGCUGGUUUUACAGAAAUGCUAUCACUUCAUUCCUCUUUCCUUAACACAAUAAUGGAAUUUCGCUGUGCAGAAGUGGGAGAGGCUGUUGACAAGUUCUGUGUUUUCCUGGAAAGCUGAUGUGCAAAAUAAAGACAGGUCUAUAUGCUCUGGUCCUAGUGACAAGGCCAAGCUCACUACCAGAUCAAUUAACAAUUCUUUCUUUUCCCCCUCACAAAAUCCAGUUUCCACUUAUGCAGUUCCUUUGUCAGGUGUUGCCCAAUUCAAAACAUCCCUGAACGUUGUGCUACUAAUACAUGGUACAUGUUCUGAAAGCAACUCCAGGCAUCAGCCAUGUUCUGUCUGGGAUAUAUUUGAAGCAAAAUACACUGAGAGGAUUUUAUGCAGAUAAAGAAAGACGAAAUGGGAACAAAAUAGCUAAAAGUCAUUUUUGCAGAAGUAAAACUUGCUGUGGGAGCUGCCAAGGACUGGUCUUAGCUGCAUUUUCCCCCUUUUGAUUUGCAGUUUUGUUUCCAUUUUGUUUUGCUUCAUGUAUUUCUUUCAAGGCCCGUUGUGGUGAUUGUUGAAUCCCCUGUUUCUCAUAAUUAUUCCAGUUGCUUCUUAUUGGCAUUGGUUGGUCACAUUUAAAGUGAAGAACACCUGGGAGGUGUUUAAGAGUGCCCAGCUGCAAAGAGAAACCUCCUCAUGCUGGGCAAAUGCAGCGCCCUGAGCCCUGCAGGGAAUGGAAGUGCCAGGAACUCACAGGAAGAGCAGCUCCACACAGGCAUUCUUGCCCCCUUAAGUAGUUUUUAUAUUUCACUUGAUGCCAUUGGUCAUUCCCACAGAGUUACACAGAGGUGUCUGAAGUGUCUGCUGCAGUUUGCUGGGGGGAAGAUGCUGCCACUCACAGGCAACACCACAGACACAGACAGAGUGUUCCUGGUGUGUUUGUCUCUGCACAGUUUGAGACAGAGGGAGGCACUGAUUUAAUCUUGGUUUCCAACAUUGAGUCACCUGUUGUUAAAGGGACAGUUGCAUUUACCAGCACACCCAUCAUGGGCUAUUUAAAUACCCCUGUUUGAAGAAAACCAUUCCCUUCAUGGAUUUGCAAGGGUGUGGUGAUUGCUCCAGCACUUAAGGAAAAUGAAAUGUAACAGUAUUCAGGUUGGUGGAAAUUUUGUCAUUUAAUUAACAGUAUUUUUAAUGGGGUGGGGGCUUGAGUCUGGCCUGCAAGAAGGAGCCAUUUCCUGUUGCCAUGAGUGGCUCACAGCCUGAGUGGCUCAUGGCCACCUGUGGGAGGCCAGGCCGGCAGAAGGUCCCUGGCACCAGCUACUUGGUCGUGAGCAACAUUCACUCUGGAGUUUCAGUGUAGGUAAUUGUGUUAACUUGACAUUUGUAAUUUUAUGUUUUCAGGCUGGCAAGCACUAAAUCUUGUCCAGAUGCUUAGGACAAAAGUGCAAACCCGAAGUUUCAUCAUGCAGUUUAUUUAAUGUGUUAUAUCAAACCCACUUCAGUUCUCUUGCAAAAUGGGUUGGGAUUUUUCAGAGUAGUUAUGUGCAAUUUUUUUGUAUCCCAUGAAAAGAGUAUUUGAAAGAAAACAUGUAUAAAGUUAUAUUCAGUGUGUUAAAGCAAAGAAGAGACUCUUUCCUCUUCAGGACAUUUGUGUUGGAGGAUGUGGGAGGGAUCCACUUCAGUGUUCUGUGCUGCUGGUGUUCCUGCACUGACUCCGUGGUGUCACACUCCAUCCUCACACCUGGCGGGCCCUGGGCAGUGUCUGAGGCUCUGCACGGUCACACACUCCGGGUGGAGCAGCCCAGGCACUGGGGGGCCAGGGCAGAGCAGCUGGGGGCUCCCCGCCCCCUGCUUAAAAUCCACCAGGGACAGCUCUUCACAGGGCCAGAGCACCUCUGUUCUUGGUAGCAGCAGGAUGGCAAAUGGUAUUCUUACCCCUUUAUGACUAUAAAUGGUUAUUUGAAAAACUGUUUUAGAAACAGAGGACUUGAAAGGUGAAUUUGGACAUCAGAAAAUUCUUUUGUAUAGAUAUUGUGAUGUUCUACAAAGUGAUCUAAUUUUGUUAUUUCUGAAAACAGUGUAAACGUGUAAGUAAUAGAGUAAAGGAUUUUAAAGCUUCAUCCCAUGCUGUAUGUCUGUAAAUACAUUCCAUAAUUUCUGUUACAUAUAAAUGUGUCUGAAUAUUGUAUAUUUUAAAUCGCCUGUAUUCUGCCAGUAGUGUGAACUUCUAGCACAUUGAUAAUAUAAAAGGAAACCAUGGGUAUUUGAAAUAAAGUUUUAAAACAUGAA
This is a messenger RNA of Taeniopygia guttata (zebra finch), 8767 nucleotides long. RefSeq names its product leucine rich repeats and calponin homology domain containing 3 (gene LRCH3). Gene Ontology annotation, molecular function: protein binding. NCBI's taxonomy places the organism in Eukaryota, Metazoa, Chordata, Aves, Passeriformes, Estrildidae. The record is from RefSeq and is a predicted model, not a curated record. Gene Ontology annotation, cellular component: cytoplasm.